AUGGAUGCGGCACUGGCCUUAUUGGACUUACACAGGAGUAAUAAUGGAAGAAAACACCAAAAGCAACCAGUCCCCAAGAAGAAAAUAACAUACGAGGUGGCCACCCAAACGGAUUUCGAAGUGAAUGUAUCUCAAAUAGAAAAAAUGGAAAAAGUAAUUAAAGAUUUAUGUUCCAAAAUAGAAGUCCUAGAAGCGAAACUUAAAACCGAAAAGCCAGAGACCCCCUCAUUUACAGAUUCAUUCGAACGAAUGCCAGACUAUUCGAGUGAUGACUAUUUCAGACCACAACCAAGAAGGAGAUCUAAUAAGCGAAAAAGAAAUUUGACAGUCACCACAGACUUCAGUUCAAUUGGAGAUUGCGAUUCUACAUUUAAUAAAGGCAAAGAUGAUUCUAUAGAGAACGAUGUGAAGCGAAUAAAAGCUUCGACGCCGAAAAAUAAUCUUAAGACUAAUAACGACUCGGUGCCUAUCGGUGAUGGAAAUGCUGUGGUCCCAGCUAGGCUUUUUAGGCAUAUGGAUUGGACUUCAUACACAAACGCUACAAGAAAACUACUAACUGCUGUAUUUUCGAGAAAGGUACUGGCAACCCACUCUUUAACUGGAAAACCUUCUCCAGCAUUUCCAGACAAACCGGCUAAAAAGAAGCUGGAUCCAAAGUUGGUAAAUGACAUUGUACAGACGGUAGUAGAAAAAUGUUGCGUCCCCGAAAAUGUUGUCAGGACUAGUAUCACAACAAAGUGUGCGGACGAAAGCAAAAUGUUCCGAACGCGCGAACUAAACAAAAAGAAGCCAAAGUCCACAAAGAAAGAAAAUAUCGCCCCAGAUGAUGAAUCAGAAGACUCUUCGUUUUCUGAUUAG
Messenger RNA from Danaus plexippus (monarch butterfly), 858 nucleotides. RefSeq names its product early boundary activity protein 2-like. Gene Ontology annotation, molecular function: transcription corepressor activity; DNA binding. Gene Ontology annotation, biological process: positive regulation of neuron differentiation; negative regulation of Notch signaling pathway. Bases 1 to 858 code for a protein of 285 amino acids. NCBI's taxonomy places the organism in Eukaryota, Metazoa, Arthropoda, Insecta, Lepidoptera, Nymphalidae. The transcript is spliced from 6 exons. The record is from RefSeq and is a predicted model, not a curated record. Gene Ontology annotation, cellular component: nucleus.